AUGAAAAAUAGUGUUGAGAGAUCUAAAUGCUCACUUCCUAGAUUGAAAGAUUAUUCAAAGGAGAAGGCUGAAAAACUUAAAUAUUUUUUUCGAUCAAAUAGAAGCAUUUCAGAAAAUAAGAUUAUUCAAAGUAAACUAAAAACAUCUAAAUUGCUGUAUAAUAAUGAAUUUUCUGAUGAUCAUAAUGUGAUGGCGUAUUAUAUGAAGAGUAAUGAAAAAUUGAUUGGAAUGAGAUAGAUGAUUAAUAGUACUUCAGUAAGAUUAGAUCAUGAAGAAAAUAAAAAAAAGAAUUUUCCUUUAGGAUUGUUAAAACAUAGUUUUUCUCCUUUUAAAUAGAUGAAAACAGACAUAGAAGUUGAAUAAAUUAAGGAUGAAGAUUCAAAGGAUAUUAAUGAAAUUGAUUAAUAGUCAUUUUAAAAAGAAUUAAGCCAAAACGAGGAUUAAGAUUAUGAUAUAUUAAGUGAAGAAAAUAGUUGUGAUGAACCAUAAAGGUUUGAUGGACUUGAGUUAUAAUAGGAAAUCAAAAAAAUUCAGCAUAAAUUACGUAAUAUAUUAUUGUUUAAUAAAUAGAUCAAGAAAUUGAUUAAUCAUAUUUUUACUUCAUUAAACGACAAGAUAGGUUAAGAGAUUUGGCGAUAAAUUUCAAUAAAAAAAAUGUAGAUCCAAUAAAUUUUUAUUGUCUUAAUGAUAACAUUUUCCCAAAACGAAUAGAUCUAUCAAAUUGUCUUGUAAAUAAUAAAGAAAUGCAUUUCUCUGAUCUUGGAUUGACUGAAAAAUAUUUUCCAUUGAUAAAAAAUUUAUUAUAAUCAGUGAAGAGUAGGGCAGUCAAAUAACUGUUCUUAUGUAAUAAUCAAUUAGAUGAUAAAUCAUUAUUAUAUUUAAUUGAAGGAUUUCCUAUAGCAUUAAAAGAAAUAAAUUUGGGAAAUAAUGUUUUAGGUAAAAGAGGAGCUAGUAUUAUUGCUAGUCAUAUAUCAAAAUUUCUUAAUUUAAAAACCUUAAAUUUAUAAAAUAAUUUAUUAGGUGAUAAAGGAGCCACUAUAUUACUUAGUAAUAUAUAAAGAAAUAUGACUAUCAUAAAAUUAAAUUUGUCAGAAAAUUAAAUAACUGAUUCUUGUUCUACUGUUUUUUAUUAAUUUUUAUUGUAGAAUAACUUUAUUGAAAAUUUUGUGUUGAAUUGGAAUUAAUUGGGUCCUAUUACUGGUACUAUGAUAGCAAAAGGUUUACAAUAAAAUAGGUCAGUAAAAGUUUUAGAUCUUAGUUAUAAUCAUUUAGGAUAGAAUGAAAGAAGUAAUUGUAUUCAAUGUUGGUGUGAAUCAAUAAAUAAUUCAUAAUUCUCUUUAGUCCAUUUAGAUAUCUCAUACAAUUAAUUGAGUGAGAAAUAAUUAAGGUAAUUCAGCCAAGCUUUAUUAAAAAAUAAUAGUUUGUAUGGGUUACAUAUUGAAGGCAAUAAGUGUUCUGCAAAAGUGGAUCCUUAUGGGUUUAUCCAAUUUACUAAUGAUAAAGAAGAAUUUAAAGUAGUAUAAUAAAAAAAAAAUGUUAUAGAUGGAGUAAACUACAUUCCAAUGUAAGGGGAUAGUUUAUUUGGGAAUGAUUGUUGUUGGAUUUGCUAAGGGUGGAUGGAGUAUCGAUUCCAAUAUAAUCCAGAAAAUGAUAGCAAUUAAGAUCCAAUUUUUAUUCAUCUUGAUUUUCUAGAGUAAUAUUAUGAUUAACUAUUAGUUAUUAGCCAAUACCUAUGACAAGUAGUUAUGAAUUAAGAUAAUAAUUGAUUGAAGCAUCUAAAAGAAAAAGUAGUUAUCUAGAUCUUACUACUGGUGAAAUAAUACAUUAAUUAAAACAAUUAGUAAACUCAGAAAAAAGAAUAACAUUGGCUGCAAUAACAGAAGCAUAUACUGAAGAAACUAGUAAAAAGAGUGAAGAAAUUACUAAAUAAAUGAUAUAAGAAUUAAGUAGGUUUUAUUAUACUACAUAUUAAAUGUGUCCUCCAAAGAAGAAAAUAUUGUAUUUCUUUUCUAAUCCUAUUCGAGAAGAAUAUUUUAUUGAUCCUAGAGUGAUGAAUAUGCCAGCACCUUUAGAUAAUUUAAUAUUAUAAGGUAAAGAUCCUAAGCAUUCUAUUCAUAUAUUUUAAGAUGGAACUAAAUUAGCAUUUAAGAAAAUCUAAUUUGUUAAUUAUAUAUAUUCAAGAUAGGAAUAUAUAAUUGAUGAUAAAGAUAAUUAUAAACCUUUAAUUAAAGUAUUUCCAAGAUCAUCAUAAAAGAAAUAUGUGUUGAGGAGAUUUGCCAAUUUUUUAGUUAGAAAAUAGGCUCAUCUUAUUAAAUGGAAUAAAGAAGAUUCUAUUUUUAGACCAUAUAUUGGAGAUACAGAAGAUUUAUUAAAUGAAUGUUUUGAAUAUGAUUGGAAUAGUAGUAAAAUAAGUAGAUUUGUUAAAAGUGAUUAUGAAAAAUUAAAAUUAAAGGAAUAUUUCAGAUCUAAUUAUUAACUUUUAAAAGAUGUCUAUAAAUUUUAUUCUAGUUUAGGUUAUCAACCACCCAAUUUUGAUGUUUUUUGUAUAUAGAUUCCUUAAUAUAUGAAAUUAGUUAAUAAAUUAAAUAUUAUUGAUGGUGAUUUAUUAAAAUAGUAAGAUGUAGAAAUUGAUAUUGUUUCAUUAAAAAAUAAUGUAGAUCCUAAAUUUAUUUAUAAUCCUGAAAAAGCAUUAGUAAGAUAUUAAUUUUUGGAAAUGUUCUUUAGAAUUGCUAAUGAUAAAUAUAUUAGAAAUGAAAUUUAUAAGAGUUAUGCUGAUGCUCUCUAUAGAUUACUCAAAGAAUUUAAAGAAUAAUAUGAAUACUUUAACAUUAUUUAAGAAUGGAGAACUUAAAGAUUAUGGACAAGGGAAUGUGAUCAUUUAUUAUAAAUUAAAAUGCCCUUUGUAAAAAAACUAUAUGAUUAUGUCACUGAUAUUGCUAAUAGAAAGUGGUAUUUUAAAUUAAAAUGGAUAUCAAUUAGAGAAUUUAAGGAAUUCUGUAAAUAAUUCAAUCUUCAUGAAUAUUUAUCAGAAAAACAAUAGGUAAUCAUAUAUAAUUUCUCGAUGAUGACUUAAGUGGAUGAAUUAACCUUAGAUAGAAAUAUAAGAAUGACUUUUAUUGAAUUCGUUGAAGCUUUAGGACGUAUAGCUGAGAGAAUUAGUGCUGCUCCUAUUACUGAUGUAGCUGAACAUUAUACUCUAUUAUAAAGAUAACUAUUACCUUUGCAUAUCAAAUUAGAAACCUUAUUAACAUAUUUAUAUUAUUAAAUGAAGUUAAAAGACAUAGAAUUUGAAUAAUUUUGUGAUUUAUUUGUAUAUUUCAAACCAGAUCAUUCUCCUAAGAUUAGUAUGCCUAAAAUUGAUAAAAAUAAGAAACCUGAAAAAGAUCAUGAUUAUCACAAUGUAAUUUCUUCACUUACUCUUUAUAAUACAGUCUUUUAUUUAAGUACUUUAUUCUAUUAAUUUAAGAUUAGAAUAAAUUACCCUAUUUGAAUCCAAAAUAUAAACAAUUCUUAAAACAAAAUGUUAUUCAAACUGCUCCUAUUCGACCUUUCUAACAUAUUUUUUAAAGUGAUAGAAUACGUAAACCAAGAGUACUUCCAGAUCCUUAUAUUUUGGAAUAAAAAUAAAAUUAAUAAUAGUAGAAUAAAUAAUAAAGUCCAAAUAUGUAAACAACUCUCUCUUAAAAUACAUGA
Messenger RNA from Paramecium pentaurelia, 3693 nucleotides. Lineage: Eukaryota; Ciliophora; Oligohymenophorea; Peniculida; Parameciidae. The record is from the annotation of a GenBank genome assembly.